Echinops telfairi (small Madagascar hedgehog) is the source of this 684-nucleotide messenger RNA. RefSeq names its product lymphocyte antigen 96 (gene LY96). Lineage: Eukaryota; Metazoa; Chordata; Mammalia; Afrosoricida; Tenrecidae. Gene Ontology annotation, cellular component: lipopolysaccharide receptor complex. Gene Ontology annotation, molecular function: lipopolysaccharide binding; lipopolysaccharide immune receptor activity; Toll-like receptor 4 binding. Gene Ontology annotation, biological process: cellular response to lipopolysaccharide; detection of lipopolysaccharide; toll-like receptor 4 signaling pathway. The transcript has 5 exons. The record is from RefSeq and is a predicted model, not a curated record. Bases 1 to 669 code for a protein of 222 amino acids.
AUGGAAGAGGAUCAGCAUACAUGGGGCUACAUCAUUGAAAUAAGACAAGUGAAACAACUCAGACCGAGGCAAGGAGAGAGAAUGUCCUCACCUUCUUCCCUGCCAGGCCAUUACCCUCUGCAGGCAGUGUCGCCUCGGAAACAGUGGGAAGAUGACGAGUCUCCCGCUGUCUGUGGUGACAUCUGGGUUAUUGUCCACCCUGGGCACACCCGUGUCAUUGCAAUCCUUUAUUUUCAGGCGGAUUCCACUGGACUAAAGGCCUCAGCUGUUGAAAGCAAAAGUGCAAAAUGGCCUUUCGAUAACCUGAAACACCCUAUUUCACUGAAUGUGACGCCCUGUGUAACACUGAAGAAAUCCAAAGGAACUUUGGUCCUUUCCUACAUUCCAAGGAGAGAUAUAAAAGACCUGCGUUUCAAUCUCAAAGUGUCUCUCAAUUCCAUGGUCUUUCCAAUGCGCCAAGAAGUGGUUUGUCGAGGAUCUGAUGGUGUGUACUCUUUCUGCAGAGCUCUGAAAGGAGAGACGGUGAAUACAAACGUAUCAUUCUCCUACACGGCUCUAAACUUUUUUAAGGGACAAUACACAAUUGUUGUAGAAGCCGUCACUGGAAGUCACGACGACCAGCUCUUCUGUUUGAAUGUGACCGCCAUACACGAAUCUAAAUUCAAAUAGAAUAAAUUGAGCAUG